AAAACAUAUUGAAUAACAUUUACAUUGGAUCAAAAUAAAUUUAAUCCAAUGAUAAACAUGCUGAACUAAAACUGCAAACAUUCUCAGUUUUCCAUUGGUCGAAUGUUUUCCCGCAAGUGGAUUUUACUUUGCGUGCAAUUGCGGGCCCUGUAAUUUCCGCGCAAAUCCACACAAUUGCGCACCAGGUACGAGAACAGCUGCGCGCAAUGUAUGAGAACAGCUGCGCGCAAUUCUGCGCAACGGAAUUCCGAUUGGAAACCCUAAUUGGUUGUAUUUGAAGUACUCUGGAGUCACCUGAGGAGAGAAUAAAGUUUAUUUACAAGCAUGAAGGCUAUUGGCCUUUAUUACAGGGAAUAAGAAGAGGGGGAGAAGGCGGAGGUGGAGGGAAGGGUGAGAAGGACCCCGUUCUUAGCAAGCAUAUGAGAGACGCAGGGAAUUCGGCCUUCUCCCUUCAAAACGAUGAAGAGGCGCUAGAGUGCUAUAACCAGGCGCUACUGGUAGCACCAGCUGAUCCAUGGGAUGGACAAGGGGAGGAUAUGGCUCUAGCUUUAGCAAACAGGAGUGCACUAUUCUUCAGACAGGGUAAUUCUCAACAAUGCCUAAAGGACACUCAGUUAGCUCUGAAGUCUGGUUAUCCUGUACACCUGCAGUACAAGUUACUGCAGAGGCACGCUAAAUGUUUAUGUGAAUUAGGAAUGUUUACUGAAGCAAAAUCAUUUUUUUCCGAAGCACUUAGUUCUCUUGGUAAAUCAAAGCUAGGGAAGGUACAGUUGUAACAAAUUCAAGAAAACACGAAGACGAUUACUACUGUGUAGCGAAGUUGACCGCGGAAGAUUCACAAUACUAUAAUACUAUAUCCGCUCCAAAUGUGUCUCCUCAUGUUCCCCCCCCCCCUUACCGCCUCUACUUGUGGGGAACAGCGUCAGUUAGCUUUAGAAUGUCGAGAUGUGAACACCUCUGAUCAGGAACUACUAACUCCUUCAUCCUGCCGCCGAUGUCUACUCUAGCAACAAAUGCUGCUAAUGUCUAAGCCUCCAGAUGUCCAAAUCCACAAAGCAGUCGCAUGUCCAGGGGUUGAGAGGCAAUCAGUUCCUCCCUACACAUGUUACAGACUGCAAACCCUCAAGGACCCUAGCCUAGAUGUGAACCCUUUGCUGCCAAGAUGCUGACACCUGUGAGCUGACCAUCAUGAAGCUCCAACUGUUCCAUUCCUUUCA
Molecule: messenger RNA, 1217 nt
Organism: Eurytemora carolleeae
Lineage: Eukaryota; Metazoa; Arthropoda; Copepoda; Calanoida; Temoridae
Product: SET and MYND domain-containing protein 4
Exons: 6
Coding region: 420-776 (118 amino acids)
Molecular function (GO): protein binding
Source: RefSeq, a predicted model, not a curated record